AUGCCAACACAUGGAGAUGCUUCCGUCAGUUCCAUUGAGGAGAGUGAUCAGGGAGAACUGAUUCUUAAGGUUGAAGAGAUUCAAACCCCUAUCACCAUGAUAGGGGCACAACUGCUAAAAAGUGGUCUAGUCCCAGAGGAGCUAGUCAAUGAUGAGAAUGAUAAAGGGUUGAGGAAUUUCAUACAACAAAUGCUGGAUCGAGGCGAAUUACAGAUAAAUCGCCGUGUUAAGAACAAGGGAGAGGAGGAGAUAGCCGUCGUGGUGGACAUCCUCUAUGAUGAGGUUAACGUGGACAUCCCUUUUGAUGAGGUUAACGUGGACAUCCCUUUUGAUGAGGUUAACGUGGACAUCCCUUUUGAUGAGGUUAAUGUGGUCAUCCCUUAUGAUGAGGUUAAUGUGGAAAUCCCCAUAAACCCAUUGGUGAUAGAGUUUCCAGCACCGUUCGUGUAUAAGGACGAGAAGGCGGUACCGUGGAUAUAUCAGCCCAGAGCUUUUAAGCAAGGGCAGGAAGACCGACCCGUAGUAAUCAAUGAACCAAAGGUUACCUCAAUUGUGGGGCCAGCCGGAAUGACGCGCAGUGGCCGAGUGUUCGCGCCAAGGGCUGUUGAUGCUUCUACAAAAGCCAAAGGGAAAGAAGUUGCUACUCCUGUCCAAAUCCCUGUCCCUAGUCGAGAAAUGCAAGAAAUGCAUCUGUCACCUAAAGCUGCGGUCACUCGUGAGGAGGCUGAGGAAUUUCUAAGGAUAAUCAAGAAAAGUGAUUAUAAAGUGGUGGACCAACUGAAUCAAACACCUUCAAAAAUCUCCAUGUUAUCUCUGUUGCUCAACUCAGAAGCGCACAGGAAUUCAUUAUUAAAAGUAUUAAGCGCAGCACACAUCACGAAAGACAUAACAACAGAACAGUUUGACGAUGUGAUAGCUUGCGUAACCACUGGAAAUUUUUUGGGGUUUAAUGAUGAUGAGCUGCCAGUUGAGGGAAAGAACCAUAACAAGGCCCUACAUAUCUCCUUGAAAUGCAUAGACACUAUAAUAUCAAGGGUAUUAGUAGACACGGGUUCCUCACUGAAUGUCAUGCCAAAAACCACUUUGAUAAAGCUGCCGAUGGAGGGGAUGAAUAUGAAGCCCAGUACCCUAAUUGUGAAAGCAUUCGAUGGCUCAAGACGAGCAGUGAUAGGAGAGGUUGACCUACCAAUCAAAAUAGGCCCAACCUUUUUCAAUAUCACAUUCCAGGUUAUAGACAUACAUCCCGGUUAUAGUUGCCUACUUGGAAGACCAUGGAUCCACUCUGCAGGUGCCGUCACCUCCACUUUACACCAAAAGCUAAAAUUCAUUACCAAUAACAAGAUGAUUGUGAUUGGAGGGGAGGAGGACAUUUUGGUUAGCCACUUAACAUCUUUCCGAUAUAUCGAAGUGGAUGGCGAGAUAACCGAGACACCAUUCCAGUCCUUGGAAGUGGUAAAUAUGAUGGCUGUCCAACAGACAUUGGAGACUCCGAAGUCAGGACCGUCCAUGGCCUCGUGGCAAGGAGCUAAGGCUGUGAUGGAAAGCGAAAGUGCUCAUGACUGGGGCAAAGUGGUGGAAGUGAACCAGAAGCGAGACAAGUUUGGGUUAGGGUAUGACCCAUCGUCAAUUGAAGCCGGUAACCAACAUGAUAAGGAGCAUAUCCCUCAUGUAGAGGAAACGACAAAUGAAUAUGAUAUCUGUGAUCCUCGUUGCGAGACGGUUCAAACCAUAUGCAUUUUGUUAAUUUCUGGAUUUUUUCUUGUUGAAUCGCCGCCUGUACCAUCGGAGAAGACGGCUGAAACCGCCGUCCUCCGCCGUCUGUGA
Molecule: messenger RNA, 1824 nt
Organism: Lathyrus oleraceus (garden pea)
Lineage: Eukaryota; Viridiplantae; Streptophyta; Magnoliopsida; Fabales; Fabaceae
Exons: 2
Coding region: 1-1824 (607 amino acids)
Biological process (GO): proteolysis
Molecular function (GO): aspartic-type endopeptidase activity
Source: RefSeq, a predicted model, not a curated record